Aureobasidium pullulans EXF-150 is the source of this 2169-nucleotide messenger RNA. RefSeq names its product dihydroxyacetone kinase. Lineage: Eukaryota; Fungi; Ascomycota; Dothideomycetes; Dothideales; Saccotheciaceae. Gene Ontology annotation, cellular component: cytosol. Gene Ontology annotation, molecular function: glycerone kinase activity; ATP binding. The record is from RefSeq and is a predicted model, not a curated record. The transcript is spliced from 5 exons. The coding region runs from base 268 to 2064 and encodes 598 amino acids. Gene Ontology annotation, biological process: glycerol catabolic process.
AAGAGGUCUCGUUUGAUUGGUAAAGGAGAUCGGCGCCGCGCCGGUACGAACAGCGAUCCUCGGAGUUCAGGAUGGCGGGGCUGUGAGAGCAUCUGAUGCUGGUGUUUUUGUGGUCCCCGUUGUAGGAGGGGCAGGACAUGAAAGAUGGGUCGGUCGAAGAGUACUUCUUGUGACCUGGUCCCCUCUUCCUACCCCUCUUGCUCCUGCCAUCCAAUCUCUACCUCAGUCACAGUCUGCUACCCGUAAAGGCUCUCUUCUUGCAUCAACAUGUCUGGAACCUCGACUUAUAACCCCGCUGCGAAACACUUUAUCAAUGACCCGAAUCACUUGGUCCUCACGGCAUUGAGAUCAAUCACCCUUGCCAACCCUUCGGUAGCUCUGGACGCUGAGAACAAGAUCAUCUUCCGCCGUGGAGAUGCAGGCCUCUACAAACAAUCACAAGUGUCUGUUGUAUCUGGAGGUGGUGCCGGUCACGAACCUUCGUUUGCAGCAUUCGUAGGACCAGGUAUCCUGUCUGGCGCAAUCUCCGGAACAAUCUUCGCGUCCCCCUCGGCAGAGCAAAUCAGAAGAUGUCUUUUAGGCCGCGUUGAUUCGGCAAAGGGUAUUCUGGUCAUUGUCAUGAACUAUACUGGUGAUGUGCUCAACUUCGGUAUGGGAGUAGAGAAAGCAAGAGCAACAGGAGUCGACAUUGAGAUGCUAGUCGUCGGCGACGACGCUGGUGUCCCCAGGUCAAAGGGUGGUAAGGUUGGCAGGAGAGGCAUCGCAGGAACUGUCCUCGUGCAGAAGAUCGCUGGAGCUUUGGCCGCUACUGGAGCACCGCUCAAGGAUGUGCACCGCGUCGCAAAGCUUGCCUCCGACAACAUCGUUUCUAUUGGAUCCUCUCUAUCGCACGUUCACGUUCCGGGUCGUAAGGUCACCGAGGCUGGCGAAGAUGAGCUCACCUUUGAAGAAGUCGAGAUUGGAAUGGGUAUCCACAACGAAGCAGGAUCCGAGCGAACGAAAGCAGACUUACCCGAUUUGGUCGAACAAAUGCUAGCACACAUGCUUGACGAGGAAGAUAAGGAACGUGGAUUCCUCAAGGUUUCUAGCGAAGAUGAGACAGUGGUCUUGAUCAACAAUUUGGGUGGUGUAAGCGUACUGGAGAUGGGCGGUAUUGCUACCGAGGUCUUGGACCAGCUCAAGAAGUACCACAACAUCAGACCUGUCAGAGUGCUAGUCGGCACUUUCAUGACCAGUUUGAAUGGCAUUGGCUUCAGCAUCUCCUUGCUCAAGCUUCAGGACACUGCCUUGGACAAGUCUAUGCUGCAACUGCUUGACGCUCCGUCAGAAGUCACUGGUUGGGCAACGCCAGUUCCCACCGCAACCUGGGAGAACAAGUCGACUGCAGCCGACCGAAGACAGACGGCCAUGGCUGAUGGUGACAAAGACAAGCCUAGCAAUCUUACUCUCAACACAGAAGAGAGCAAGAAGGUGCUCAAGGCUGGCCUGGACCGUGUGAUUGUUGCCGAGCCUGACGUUACGCAUUACGAUACGAUUGUUGGUGAUGGUGACUGUGGCAUAGGUCUAAAACGUGGUGCCGAGUCGGUGCUCCAACUCAUCGCCUCUGACUUGGAUACACAAGACGCCGUAAUCUUCAUGGACCGUAUCAUCUCAACGAUCGAGACAUCUAUGGACGGAACUAGUGGAGCUAUCUACGCCAUCUUCCUGAACGCACUGGCUGCUGGAUUACGCUCCCAGUCACCAGAGUCGGGAAAGAAAGAAGUUACCACUCAGGUCUGGGCCGAGGCAGCUAAGCAAGCUCUCGAAGGUCUAGGCAAGUACACACCAGCUAGACCUGGUGACAGAACACUUGUGGAUGCGCUGGAACCGUUUAUCAAGCAGCUUGUGGCGACUGGAGAUUUGAAGAAGGCAGCACAAGCGGCCAAGGAAGGAACGGACGCAACCAAGGGCAUGAAGGCCAGUCUAGGAAGAUCCGUCUACGUGGGUAAUGAAGGCUUCAAGGAGGUACCGGAUCCGGGUGCCUAUGGUCUUUCCGAGUUCUUGACUGGCCUUGCUGAGGCAUGAGACUCAGAUCUCGCACACGUAUGUCCGCGACCGAUUUGUAUCUAAUCUGUAAUUUGCUCAUUUGCGCAACUAUACUCAUGAUUUUAAAAACUUGCGAAACUUUCC